Messenger RNA from Juglans microcarpa x Juglans regia, 2928 nucleotides. RefSeq names its product U-box domain-containing protein 14-like. The transcript is spliced from 4 exons. Gene Ontology annotation, molecular function: protein binding; ubiquitin-protein transferase activity. Gene Ontology annotation, cellular component: nucleus; cytoplasm. The coding region runs from base 599 to 2482 and encodes 627 amino acids. NCBI's taxonomy places the organism in Eukaryota, Viridiplantae, Streptophyta, Magnoliopsida, Fagales, Juglandaceae. The record is from RefSeq and is a predicted model, not a curated record. Gene Ontology annotation, biological process: protein ubiquitination; cell surface receptor signaling pathway.
CCUAGGCUUUCAAGUGGGUGGCUUCUCGGAAAGAUCCCCGACCGCCUAGUUGACAAUUCUUCGCGGGAAGGAAAAACGACUGCGUUGAUGUUGAUGAUAACAACGGCAAUGGUGCCCGUUCCACAUUCCUCGCAGUGUCGGAUCAAGAUUUUCUUUUCUACGGGUCGAUGGAAACUAAGGACAUUUUUGUGACAAACGAUUUAAUAUUUGUCACAAAUGAGAUGAUCUCUUCUUCUUCUUCCCUGUCCCUGUUCCAACAACUACCCGACCCCAAACAUUCAACUAUUCAACUACCAAGCACUGAAAUCAAUUCAAGACUUGGUGAUCAAUUCUCUUCCUCAUUAUUAUAUACAAUAUUAUUUUAUUUAAACUACAUAAAUUCUAUAAUUCUUUCUUUUUUGUUUUUGUCCUAAACCUCAUCAGUCAUCCUCUACCUCUUACAGAAACCCAUUCUUCCUCUGCAAAUCUAUUAUGCAUUUCUGGCUUUCCAAUUUUACCCUCCCCAUCCCAAUCCCAAUCCCACGCGUGAUUUCAAUCCGAUUCUAGGUGUGUUUUUUUGGAUUGUUUCCUUCUGCCCAAUUCCGAGGAUUUUGAGCGCAUGGGUCCGACUGACGAUCCGGAGGACUCGGUGCUGAGUCGCCUCGUCGAGUCCGUGGAGACGAUCUCCGAGUUUCCCGACUGCCGAAAUGUCUACAAGAAGAUGUACGGGAACCUGGUUCGGAGAGUCAAGCUCCUCAGCCCUCUCUUCGAGGAAUUGAGGGACAGCGACGAAGAGCUCGCCGAAGAUGAUCUGAAGGUCCUGGAAUCGCUGGCAGUGACUCUGGAUUCUGCUAAAGAUGUUCUCCGGUCGGUCAAUGGAGGGAGCAAACUCUAUCAGGCUCUGCAAAGGGCAAAGACUGCACAGAAGUUCCAACAGGUGACGGAACAAAUUGAAGCUGCGCUGAGUGAGAUUCAUUAUGAUAAUCUUGAUAUAUCUGAGGAGGUCCGCGAACAGAUUGAACUAGUACAUGCUCAAUUCAGAAGAGCCAAAGGAAGAUUGGACUCCUUUGAUUUUCAACUGGACCUUGAUUUAGCCAUAGCACAGAAAGAAAAGGACCCUGAGCAUGCAGUACUUAAAAGACUUUCAGAAAAGCUGCAUCUCAAGACUAUCAAUGAUGUAAAGAAAGAAUCACUCGCAUUCCAUGAAUUGGUUAUCUCGUGUAGUGGCGCUCCAGGGGACAGCUUUGAAGUAAUGUCAUCCUUGCUUAAGAAGAUUAAAGACUGGGUACUGAUGGCAAAUCCACAAUUUGACACCUCCGAGGGCGAAAGAGGCUUGAUUAAGCACAGAUCUCCAGUUAUCCCAGAUGAUUUCAGAUGUCCAAUAUCUCUUGAAUUGAUGAGAGAUCCUGUGAUUGUCUCUACUGGACAGACAUAUGAAAGGUCCUGCAUUCAAAAAUGGCUUGAUGCAGGACAUAAAACCUGUCCCAAGACACAGCAGACACUGUUGCACGCGGCCCUAACACCGAACUAUGUUUUGAAGAGUCUGAUUGCUUUAUGGUGUGAGAACAAUGGUGUUGAGCUGCCAAAAAAGCAAGCAAAUUGCACGAGCAAGAAAUCAGGAUGCAAAGUUUCGGACUGUGAUCGUGCUGCUGUUGAUGCCUUAUUGGAAAAAUUAGCAAGUGGGAUUCCGGAACAGCAAAGAGCAGCUGCUGGUGAGCUAAGGUUGCUUGCAAAGAGGAAUGCAGAUAAUAGAGUAUGUAUUGCUGAAGCAGGAGCCAUACCACUUCUUGCAGAACUAUUAUCCUCUCCAGAUCCCCGAACACAGGAGCACGCUGUUACAGCACUUCUCAACCUUUCCAUCAAUGAGAGUAACAAGGGAACUAUUGUAAAUGCGGGCGCCAUUCCUGAUAUAGUAGAUGUGUUGAAAAAUGGCAGCAUGGAAGCAAGAGAAAAUGCAGCUGCAACUCUUUUCAGUUUGUCUGUAAUAGAUGAAUAUAAGAUGAAAAUAGGAGCAGCAGGAGCUAUCCCAGCUCUUAUAACGUUGCUUUGUGAUGGGACUCCAAGAGGGAAGAAGGAUGCUGCCACCGCUAUUUUCAAUCUUUCAAUCUAUCAGGGUAACAAGGCAAGGGCUGUGAAGGCUGGUAUCGUGGGCCCACUGAUGAGAUUGCUGAAGGAUGCUGGAAGUGGGAUGGUGGAUGAAGCACUAGCAAUUCUAGCAAUUCUCGCAAGCCAUCUUGAAGGGAAGGCAGCAAUUGGUCAAGUUGAGCCAAUUCCUGUUUUGGUGGAGAUCAUAAGAACUGGUUCCCCACGCAAUCGGGAGAAUGCCGCUGCAGUAUUGUGGUCUCUAUGCACAGGUGGUUUGGAGCAGUUGAAAUUAGCGAGAGAGCUUGGUACAGAAGAGGCAUUGAAAGAACUGUCUGAGAAUGGCACCGACAGGGCCAAGAGAAAAGCUGGAAAUAUUUUAGAGCUCCUUCAACGAAUUGAAGUGGAUGCUGAAACGUAAAAUUCCAACCGUGUUUUAGUAGUCUUUUGGUGCCAUUGUUGACCUGAAGAGAGUAUAGUUGCUACAUAUCUUUCAGAAGAUUGUGAAGGAUAAGAUGGGUUGAAGUUUAUCAGACAGCUCUCACCCGUGCAAAGGUAGAAACCUUAUCAACUGUUCCACUUUUAAUCAGACCAGUAUUUUCAGCCAUAACACGGGGUAGCAUGCAUCAACAUUUGGAAAGAUUUUCAUACCUUUCUCGGAUUUUGCAAGAGAAGCAAGAAACUGAAGAAUAGGGUACAUCGCUAACUCUAUCUUUCUUGCUUCAUCCAUUUUACGAGUUAUUUGUAUAUGAUAAAGCAAGAAAGUAUUUUCACUUUCAUGUGUAUAUUUGAACUAUAGUAAAUGUUACAGGCUGUGUAUAAUGCUUGUUACAGUGGUAAAAUCUAUAAAGGUGAAUGUUUUUGCAA